Messenger RNA from Paramisgurnus dabryanus, 2355 nucleotides. RefSeq names its product hedgehog acyltransferase like, b (gene hhatlb). Gene Ontology annotation, molecular function: acyltransferase activity. The record is from RefSeq and is a predicted model, not a curated record. Gene Ontology annotation, cellular component: endoplasmic reticulum. Gene Ontology annotation, biological process: negative regulation of N-terminal protein palmitoylation. NCBI's taxonomy places the organism in Eukaryota, Metazoa, Chordata, Actinopteri, Cypriniformes, Cobitidae.
UUCAGUGCCUGUUUCUAUUGAUUUAUCUAACACAAUGGGUCCGCCCCAUGGGCUGCUUCAAAUGAAUAUAAAUACAUCUGCCAUUCACCUUUAACUGUCCCCACAGGCAGUUUGUGCAACCUAUUGACGCCCCCUCAGCUUUGUAGAAAUAGAAAAUGCAUUAGCUUAUUUUUUUUCUUUAAAUUAUUCUUAUUUAAGGUUCAAGGGGAUUUUUCACUUAUUCAAACACCCUUUUGGGUAUCAGUGGCUUUGCUGCGCUCAAGGUUGUCCUGUGCACAAUGGGGGUCAAAGCAGCUCUUCCCAGGUAUGAGCUCUAUGUUUACACUGUAGUGCUGUGUAUGGCAAUGCUCUGGUCUACAAGAUGGAUAUUUGAUGUGUCCAGCUCAAAUUCCAACAGAAAAACCUUUAAGACCAGCAUUCAGCCAGGAUGGUACUACUCUGGCAGAAAAAUGGAUACAGCUGAUGUCGAGUGGAUGAUGUGGUUCUCUACGUUCAGAGAUCAUAUCAUCUUUGCUCUUUCAGGUCAUGUGAUCUUUGCCAAGAUCUGCUCUAUGCUGGCUCCUCAGUACAGAUCCCUGGUUUACAUGGCGUACGGUAUGCUGGCUGUUUUCACCAGUAUGGGCUGGGCAUAUGUCACUCUCAUCCUCUCUCACUGUAUACUGUUGUACAGCAUCUCUCUGGUUAAGCUCAGGUGGCUCUGCUUUACGGCAGGCCUCACCACACUGGCCACCUUUAAAAUGGAGCCCUUCAUUUCCUGGCAGACAGGAUUUGUUAGUGGCUCUUUUGAGCUUCGUCCUAUCCUGUACUAUGGUGGCUGUGGGUUCACCAUCAUGCGCUGCAUGAGCUUCGCUCUUGAGAACUGUGAGAGGAAGGAUGGAAACUACAGCAUCUUGGAGCUUCUCAAGUACAACUUUUACCUUCCCUUUUUUUUCUUUGGGCCCGUCAUGACCUUCGACAAAUUUUACCUUCAGGCCAAUAACCCAAACCUAACCAGGAAGGAAGGGGAGAUGUGGAAUAUUUCCAUCCAGGCCCUGCUGCAUUUGGGAAUCAUUACUAUAGUAGCGAUCAUCUUUCAUUUCAUGUACAUUCUCACUGUACCCUGUGACAUGAAGCUUCUUAAACACAUCUCUGACUGGGCACUCAUCGGAUUGGCCUACUUGAAUCUGGUGUAUGAUUGGGUAAAAGCUGCUGUGAUGUUCGGGGUGAUAAACACAGUGUCAAGACUGGAUCAUCUGGACCCUCCCAAACCGCCAAAAUGCAUCACUAUGCUUUAUGUGUUUUCUGAGACACACUUUGAUCGAGGAAUAAACGACUGGCUUUGCAAAUAUGUUUAUAACUACCUCGGCGGUAAACAUGAGAACACUUUGAAUGAGCUGAUAGCGUCUCUGUGCACUUAUGGUAUUGCGGCCCUAUGGCUUGGACCAAGCUGGGUAGUUUUCACCUGGGCUUUCUUAAACUGCUUCGGCCUUAAUUGUGAAUUAUGGACUGCCAGGUUCUUCAACAUGGAGCCUUUUAUUUCUAUUGAGAUGGCAAUAUCAGAUUCAAUGUCACGCAGAAUAAGGGCUGUGUUUAAUACCUUCAACUUCUGGAUGAUUGUUCUCUACAACAUCUUGAUUCUGAACAGUCUAGAUUUUACAAACCUUGUUGCCAAGAGAUUGUUACUUAAAGGUUUUCCCUUCACUACCAUCACUGCCAUGUUUGUUACCUACUGCCUAAUUCAAAUGAUUAAGGAAAGAGAAAGGAGGCAGGCCCUGAUCGAUGAUCCAGACCCAAUCCCACCUCCUGCCCCCAUUCCUCCACCCUCCACUGCACCCAGCACCACCACAGUACCCAGCACCCAGACAGAUGCUGCUGCUGCCCAGCCUGUGGACGGCAACAAGGAGAAAGCAGAGUAGAGUUCAGAUGUGACGGUUACUGAAACCACCUAAAUGGUUUACUUACAUAUUUGUGGUCUUGAAAAACAGCAGACAGUAAUAGCCUGGAAAUCUAAAGGAAGAAUGGUGUUAUAAUGAGAGUACUGUAUGGAGAGAUGCUGUGUUUAAAACAGCUAUUCUGAAGUUCUGCUUUUACAUGAUUGACAGUUUUACAUAGCACAUAUCAGUAACACAUAUUAUAUCUAUGUAGUUACAAAACUUGGUGGGUUGAUUUUAGUACUUGAGUAGUUUUAAUGCAAAUGAUUCUGGAAAUUAUUCUUAUAAGUAGUUCACACCUGUGGUUCCACUGCACCGAGUAUGAAAUGAUGUGAAAAUCACAAUAAUAACUACAUAUGAUUCAAACGAAAGAUUUGUUUAACGAAUUUGUGAUGUACAUUAAAGUAAAAAUAAAAUAAAUGAGUGAUAUUUGUGUCUGUCUCAG